Molecule: messenger RNA, 2688 nt
Organism: Klebsormidium nitens
Lineage: Eukaryota; Viridiplantae; Streptophyta; Klebsormidiophyceae; Klebsormidiales; Klebsormidiaceae
Source: the annotation of a GenBank genome assembly
AUGAAGCUCGACCCAAAAGUACUGGUUCCCAUUCUGUUGGGCUUGGGCCUCAUCGCGUUCCUCAGUCCGCUGAUCAGCGUGCUGCAGCUCUUUGGCAUCCUGCUGGUGCUGACGGCAGCCCUGCUCUACGUUCGUCAGGACGAUGUAUCGAACAAGCGCAAGCGCCUGCAGCAGGGUAACAGGGAUCUGGACCCCGCAACGGCCGCGAUGGCUGCCGCAGAGGCGGCGACGGCCGCCGCCCGAGCUGCGAAAGGCUCGAAGCAAGUCGAGCUGUUGCCAACGUUGGACAUGUUCUACGACAAGAGCAACAUCGGGGCCUAUAUAUCGGACAAUAUGUUUGGAUCCAUGAACCCCACGGCGUCCAUCACGGCUACGAUCAGGGACCUCGCAGGGGCAGAAUUCUACGCCAUUCCAGUCCGCAUCUACCUGUCCUCGGGCAAGAAGAAGUCGCAGUUUCCACGCACGUGGAAGAACUUGGACACCGUCUCCACUUGGAAGGCCCAGAUCGCAGACGUCAUCAAGGAGUGCCCGAACGCGAACAGCGUCGCGAUAUUGACGGGCAUCAGCGACCUGUUUGUCCUCGACGUCGACCUCAUGGCCUCCGCCGGCAAGAGGUCGGGUUUCGACCUGUGGGAGGUUCUGGUCGCCGAGCAUGGUUCGCCCGACACGCUCCAGGCCAAGACGGGCUCGAACGGUCGGCAUUUCUACUUCCGGAGGAACGACUCUACAGGAUUAACGCGCCGCCGGAAUUUCGCUGGCCUGAAAUUUGAACGCGAGCGGUACGCCAUCGAUGGAAGAGGGGAGGGCGGAGUCAUCUUCGCCCCUCCCAGCAGCUACAAGGACGAGGACGGCAUCACCUACUCGUACGAGUGGCAGAACGGGGACCCACACUGUGGCUGCAACCCCAUGCCACAGUGGCUGAUCCAGUUGGUCAACUCCCAGGGGUCGGACGAGGUGCCCCCUCUGAUCGGUGGCACUCCCGACGACGAGCCGCUGUCUCCCGAGCCCAUAUCGGCCCCGAGGAGCCCUUCCUCAUUGCUCGACGCCUGCCGCGAGCCCCUGCACGAUGUGGACGACUACUCGGUCCUGAACGUGCGUCAGAUGCAGGGCGAGGAGCUCCGCCUGUUGAUCGCCUUCCUGACAGAGAACGUAGGAGACUCCUAUAGCGGUCUCGGCCGUAUCUUUGGCUACGUCUUCGCCAAGGACGGCCGGAUCCUGGUCACCGGGCCCAAGAAGCAGUUCUACUACUGGAACGGCCGGGUCUGGGUGCUGGACGAGUCCAACCGCGUCGUCACCACCUUCUCCUACAAGAUGUCGACGCUCUUCAAGUGGUACGACACCCGACGCGAUCGGCGCUUCGAGCGCAAGCUCAGCGAGAAGGGCCUCGUGAACGGGACCGAGAGUGUUGCCCAAACGGUCGCAGCCCUCGAUAAGCGAGGCUCCAAGGCCAUCAUCAAGGCCUGCUGGGACGAGGUGGACGCCGAGCUGCCGCCGAACCGCAUCAACGUCAACUCCCCCAAGGAGGCCCGAGCUUGCCUUGACUACGUCACGAGCGUCUUGUACGAUCCCGAGAUGAUCAAGCUCAUGGAUUGCGACAUCGACUCGGUCGGCUGUCCGAACGGCGUCCUCGACCUGAGGACGGGCAUUUUGAGCUUCGCGCACCCGAGCCAGCUCUGCACCCGCUCGACCGGCGUACGUUACAUGGGGUUGAGCCACAACACGGACCGCUUCGACGCGUUCGUGAUGGAUCUCUUCAACUCCGACGAAUCGAUCGUCCGGUGGCUCCAGCUGUUCCUCGGUUACGCUCUGACAGGUCAUACCAGCGAGGAGAUCUUUUGCAUCUGGUAUGGAGCCGGGAGCAACGGCAAGAGCGCUCUCAAGAUGGCUCUCCAGAAGGCGUUCGGGUCAUACUACACGCCCAUGAGCAAGGACUGCAUCAUCAAGGCCGGUGGGAAGCGGGCCGAAGGAGCCGCCUCCAGCCACCUCGUUGCCCUCAAGGGCGCUCGUCUGGCCCUAUGCGACGAGUCCGAGGAGAGCCAGGUCAUCAACUCCGCUUGCAUCAAAGAGAUGACGGGUGGAGGUGCGGUCACCUGCCGGGAGCUCUUCCAAAAGUGCGAGAGCUUCGUGCCGACGCACGCCAACGUCCUGCUCACCAACCACAAGCCCAGCAUAGCCGACGCCGACGGCGGCCUCCUGCGCCGGGUGUCCCUCCUCCCGUUCCGAAAUUCCUACAAGGUCGCGGAGGAGGUCGACCCCAACGACCCUCACUCCAAGCCGCAGUCCACGCACCUCAAGACGUGGCUGGAGAGCUCGGAGGGAGCCGAGGAGUGCCUGGUAUGGGUCGUGCGAGGCAGCGUAGAAUGGUAUGCUCGCCAAAGCGCCAACCCGGCCGCGAAGGUGCUGGCUCCGCUGCCGGCUCCGAUGGCGGCCGCUUUCGACGAGUACUUGCGCGAGUUUGACGACAUGCGCAUGUUCUUGAAAGAGUUUUGCGACAUCGGGCCGACCUUCGUCGCUCCGUCUGCGGACCUUUUGGCUCGAUUCAAUGCGGAGAUGAAUUCCGAUCUCAAGGCACGCGCCUUUGGUAUCGCUUUGACCAAGAGAGGAUUUCAGCAGAUCGAGUUUACUGUAGAUAGGAUCAGGCGUCGCGGAUUCAAAGGACUGAAAUUGCGAGAUAUGGCCACGGGCUAA